Messenger RNA from Paramuricea clavata, 313 nucleotides. The record is from the annotation of a GenBank genome assembly. NCBI's taxonomy places the organism in Eukaryota, Metazoa, Cnidaria, Anthozoa, Malacalcyonacea, Plexauridae.
AACGUCUGGGACCGUCGCAACACAGACCAGUGGGGAGAGUCGAGUACCAUCGACAGCAUUUCCAAAAGUUGCCUUUGAAGAUCUCGAUCCCCAGAACCAGACAGCUAAUGGAGUGUUAUGGUCCAAGUGUCCGAAAACCAAGUUCUGUGGUGCAAGGCACGUACGUAUUGCAGUAUGCGAGACAGUUGCCGUGUUCAACACUGGUGCUGCAAGCAAAGCAGUGAUAAUGAACUUGUGUGGUGUCACUCCUGGAGUCCACACAAUGAGAGCUCUUAGGAAGCAGGAUGACACCAGACUGAAGCUAAAAAGGUAA